This is a messenger RNA of Parnassius apollo (apollo), 2256 nucleotides long. Lineage: Eukaryota; Metazoa; Arthropoda; Insecta; Lepidoptera; Papilionidae. The record is from the annotation of a GenBank genome assembly.
AUGGCGUACUAUCGCUGUGGCCCCACAGCCAUCGGCAGCCGGGCGUCCUGGUCGGUGACGUCACCGGCCGAGCCCAAGAUCGAGCGGCCUUUGAGCGGGAACUUCGACAGAAUCUUUAACGCCUUUGAGAGGACCAACGCGUUCGAAUACGUCCGGAGUACGUUCGAGGGAAGGGAAGAGGAACGGCAUGUUGGUCACAGUGAUAUAGUGGUGAACCGCAAGAUGAGCAGCAGUUUCGAGAGGGCGGACUGCGCCCUGGCGGCUCAGACACCCUGCUCUGAAGACGAGGAUUUCUACCGCGAGAAGAUACUGUACUCGCAGGCGAGACAGUUGUUCCCGCUUCAGGAGGAUCUGGCUGAUUGGAUUAAUAAGACCAUUGGCACAACGUAUCUGACGGGGGAGAAUUUUCUGGACGUCCUGGACAAUGGCGCGGAGCUGUGCCAGUUGGCGGCCGUCAUUCACGAUCGAGCCAGAGAGGCACUUGACCAGGGACUUAUUGUUGGACCGGUGCCGCAGAUCCGCGGGCGGUGCUGGCAACGUGCGGCGCGAAGAAGCUUCUUCUCGCGGGACAACACCGAGAACUUCCUCACCUUCUGCCGCGAGCUCGGCGUGCACGAGAACCUGCUCUUUGAAAGUGACGACCUAGUUCUCCAUAACCAGCCUCGUCAGGUAAUCCUGUGCCUUCUAGAAGUAGCCCGCCUCGCUACAAAGUUUAAUGUGGAGCCUCCAGGGCUGGUACAGCUGGAGAAGGAGAUCGCUAUGGAGGAGCGUGACUCGGGACUCGACUCCGCGAUGUCCGGCACCGCGUGGCAGUUCAGGGACGUGUCACCGGCUCCUGAUAAUGAUAAUAAGGACAGCACCAGCAACAACACUUUGAAAACCAAAACCGAAGAAAAAUCCACAUCAGAACCCUCACCGUUAUCCCCGGAACCCAAUGAUUCACACCUAGUUCCAGAUAACACAGACGCAGAAAGUACAAAAUCAGAAGGUACGGUCAGCAGCACAGAUUCUGAUGUUCCGCUCAAACCUACCAACGAGUUGGAUAAGAGAGUGCAGCUAGUGACACGGCUGAUGGAGCGCGGCUGCAGUUGCACUUCGGGGCGCUGCUCCCGCCUGCUAAAGGUGAAGAAGGUGGGCGAGGGCCGAUACAACAUCGCCGGCAGGAAUGUCUUCAUCAGGCUGCUAAAAGGUCGCCACAUGAUGGUCCGAGUGGGCGGCGGCUGGGACACGCUGGAACACUUCCUGUCGCGCCACGAGCCGUGCCAGGUGCGCCUCGUGACGCAGGGCCGUCGCAACAUUCUGCCAAUCGCCACAUCGCAAUCGCCACCGCCAGAUAUUCCGCAAUCGUUGCAAUCACCACAACCACCGCUCUCCUCAGACGAGCUAGAUGCUGCUAAACUCUCACCGAUCCCACGCAAACCCACCAUCUCCCCCGCCAGCAGUAAAACCUCAAUUACAAGCAAAGAACUCCUCUCAGGCACCGUAUCACCCGUAGACAGCAAAGCUUCAUCUGUUAGCGGUAAAUCUUCUCCAACAGAUAAAGGAAGAGCCGGCAAAAGUGUUAAACCAGAGCUCGAAGUCCGAAGAACUUCCACACCUAAUAAAUCGCGAAACCUACGGUCCGCUUUGACUUUGCCGCUUAAAGCGGACUCUACGGUAGAUCAAAAACCUCUCGCACAGCGCACUAGAAAACAAUCGGCACCUUCUAGCUUUAGCACACCCAACACGCCGACUGGUAGAUCGACACGAACGCCACCUGCAGAACUAAGAAAGUCUCUCACUUCCAACACUUUGCUUAACGCUCCAAAGAAAUCUAGAAGUAUGAGCUUGGGUGUCACACAGAAGGAGGAGAAAAAACCGUUCUGCGGGACGGAAAGAUUGAACCAAGACAGAAAGAACCAAAUUAGUAGAAGCAGUAGCAGCACGCCCACUAAAACUCUUACUGCUCGAAAGACACGUAGCCAGAGCUUGGCUUCCACUCCGAUCAAUGAGCCCAAGAAAUCCUUUAGCGGAACGAAUGGGUACUCAAAGAAAACAAGAAGCAUGAGCCUGGCAACACCGGUAGACUUUAAUAAACCUCUCAUUAAAAGCGUUUCGCUGUCCACAAACGGGCCCAUGACGCAGGCAGCCAUAGAAGAAAGCAUCAGACAGUCGUUAGCUGCGUCAAUCGCUGACAACAGUUGCCCCAAAAAACCAUUCUUACACAUUAAAGCCAAAUACAGAAGUCCACCACCGAGGGAAGUGCCUCCGAGAUAA